This is a messenger RNA of Cydia strobilella, 6256 nucleotides long. It is a transcript of the gene BNIP3, whose product is annotated as BCL2/adenovirus E1B 19 kDa protein-interacting protein 3. Gene Ontology annotation, biological process: mitochondrial outer membrane permeabilization; positive regulation of apoptotic process. Lineage: Eukaryota; Metazoa; Arthropoda; Insecta; Lepidoptera; Tortricidae. The transcript has 7 exons. Gene Ontology annotation, cellular component: mitochondrial envelope; nucleus; mitochondrial outer membrane. The record is from RefSeq and is a predicted model, not a curated record. Bases 211 to 780 code for a protein of 189 amino acids.
AGCUGCUUAAGAAAUGGUUGCGUGAGCGUUAGACUAUUCUCAGUUAUCAAUAGGAAUUACGCUCAAGCGAAGUGCCUUAAGUUUUAACACUCAGUCUCGCUUUGUCGCUCAAACUGAGCGCACGCGAGUGAAGUGAAGUGUAUCGUAAAAAGUGAACGUACUACGCAAUAAGUGAUAUUAUACAUAUAGACAAUCUAUUUUUACUCCACCAUGCUCGAGCCAAAGACCUGUACAGACGACCUCGAAUCAUGGGUGGAGCUGAACAGCGGCGGCGGGCUGGCCGCCGAGAACGAGUACAUAAGACUGCUUAGGGAAGCUCAGAGGGAGAGCCGGGACUCCUCCGUGAGGCACUCCAGGGCUUCCAGCGUCAAAGGAAGCCCGAAGUCGCCCCCGAACAGUCCCAACCUGGAGCCGUCCACUGAAGACGAGCUCAAAGGAGUCUACAUCAAUUGCUGGAGGGAUGACUCCAACGACUGGGUGUGGGAGUGGAGCAGUCGGCCUGACCAGAUGCCACCCAAGGACUGGCGGUUCAAGCACCCGGUGUCGGCGCGCGGGCCGCCCUCCGCAACCUCCUCUAUCGAGGUGCUCGAGCAGCAACUCUGCGUCCCCUCCAAUCAACAGAGCCACUGUCUGUCGGUGCGGCGCACUUGCCUGUUCAGCCGCGGCGCCAUCGCGGCCGUGCUCGUCACCAACCUCGUGUCGCUGCUGCUGGGCGCCGGCAUCGGCGUUUGGCUGAGCAAACGCGGCAUGCUGCCCCACAGACUGAUCGUGCUGAACUAGACAAGACUGAGGCUCCGGCGAGGCGGCUGCACACCCUGUAUACCAUCGUGCAUCACCCUGUAUAUUAUCUACGAAAUCCGCGGUAAAAUCUGAUCCUAAAAAACUUGACAUCUUGUAUACAUUCGGUUGAAAAUACUCUGUAAAUUUGUUUUUUAUACGUCGGGAUGGAGCUGAUUUCUAAUGGGAAAAGUAUGUGCAGGAUAAUAUUCAUAGAUUGAAUUAAAAAUAUAGUCUUAGGUUGGUAUUCCAUCUCUAAUAUCUUGGUCCAAUAUGCAUUUGCGUCUCACAUUUUGCUUAGUGAGAGAGUGAGACGCAAUGCACAUUUACAAUAAAUGACUGUUUCGUUAUAACGCACCACAAACUGUAGUUUGUGGUUUUAAAUAAUUCAUUCGAUUUUAUACUUUAAUUUGAACGAAAUAGAGUCGAUGUUUUAUUUAUAACGCGACCCAAUAGUAUGCUUAUAAUAUGUGACGUUUUCAACCAAAAGGUACCACAUUGUCGCUUGUUGAUCUACAAGCUUAUCAAUUUGUGGUUGAUUCUAAUUGAAGCUAUAUGGAAAUAGCGCCUUACUGACUAACUGACUGCCUUUUGGUUGAAAAUGGCACAUAUUAUGGACUUAAUAAUUAUUGAAGUAAGGUAGAAAAUCAAAUGUAUAACCAAGUCGUGUGUUGCUGCCUUUCGUUGGUGUGUGUAGAGUAUUUUAUAUAAUGAGUGUUAUAUGUGAUGUAGUGAUUGCACUAUUAUAUUUUACAUAUAUUAAUAAUAAAUGUAUAAUUAUUUAUACUCAUACUGGAUAUUUUCUGAUUUGACAGCGUUUAGGUGUUAUUAUGUGCUUCAGAGAGUUCGGACCAAGCUAACUCUGCAUGACAUUUGCAAUGACAAUGUCUUUGUUGUUGUUGUUUGUGUGGACAGUCCAAAUCGGUGCAAAGUUAGCUUGGACGGACUCUUAUUAACUUUCGGACGAUCAUAGAGUUAUUGUAAAGUCUAAGACAAAAUCGCGCCCAGAAUUUGACGGAAAAACUAGAUGGCGUUGUUUUGUGUUUACUGAAUUGACAAACUUUUGAAACUUUGCAUAGUUUGCUUUUAUUAAUUCAUUCAAUUUAUUUCUCUCUCUGCACCAAUUGUAUGUAUCUCUGUUUGGCCCUAUGGUUGACUGGUGCAAAUGCUAUUUGGCAUUAAGCCCGCCAUUUGCACAUUGUCGUAUAUAUUUUGUGCAAUAAACUUUAAAUAGAAUAAACUUCAAGAGGAGGUAACGCAUAACGUACGAACUCGUACGACGCCAUCUACGUCAGCUGUCAUAUUCGAGACACGAUUUUUUAGACUUAACACCACUUCUACAAUCAAUACUUCUUACACAAUAAUAAAAAACAAAAUAGCAUUACGAUGUCUUUGUACGCUUGUCACAUAGAAGUCCAGUUUUCAAAAUGGCCGCCGUCACUACAUCGACAUGAGUGUACGUGAAAUGAGUAAAAAACAAAAAGCUCUUAAAAACUGUAUUUGUUAGAAUUAGGACCACUUUUGUAUUUUCUUACUCUCGCUCAUACUGGUUCCAUUAUGUUUUAAUUUUUUAUACUAAAUAGACGUUUAAUAAUAUGACGUUACUAUGAAGACUUUAUAGUGGCACUUUGACUCUGUCAUUGUACGGUCGAGUCCACAAACAUUCAUAAAAUAUAUUUUCAUCACACUUGCUCAUAAGUAAAUGGUAUGGUACACGUAGGCGAAGGGAUGUAAUGUAUUUUUUCAUCACUCUUGCUAGGCUUAGCGGUCCGUAAAUCCAAAAUUUCGACCUAGGGAUGUAAUGUACGUACGAAAUUAGACAGAGGCUUUAUUUUUUUCCCAUUUUUUCCUCACACGUGUGAUGAAAACAUUGUAUGAGCCACGAAUUACAGGAAUUACGAACUCGGUGUUAAUAAAGCCCUCGCCUUCGGAUUCGGCCUUAAAUUCACACUCGUUCGUUAAAUCUUGUUUACCGCCCUACACAUAGUACUAUUUGGGACGAUGGCUUGUAAACUCGACUGUACAUCACUUUGUCUCAUUCAAAUAUAGUAGAGAUAUAUAGUUUUGUGUUAGAUGAAAAGUUAAAACAUACGUAAAUGUUGGAAUCAAUUUUCGACUCAUAAGAUUUUAACUACAGUACCGGCCAAUAAUAUAUCACCUUUGAGUGUUUUUAUAUGAGCUUGUAUAGAGUAAACAAUAUAGGUUAUUUUGUAAAUUGCAUAUUUUACUAGUCAUUGAUGAAUAUUGCAAUGAAAUGCUGUAAAUUACAAUAGGAUACCUACUCAGCAUAUUACUAAAAACCUUUAGUAAAAAAAUGAAGUUAACAAUACAUAAAAAAACUAUGUAAAAACCAUUACAUGAGACCAAUUUUUCUCAUCGCUUGUACAAAGGAAUACUACUAGACUACCUAAAGCAGUGAGGUGGAAGUCACUCACAAAUAUAUAUAAAAAAAGUUAUACCAUUGUUGAGCGUAGACUAUUUUUCCCGAAGCUCGUACGCCGAAGACUGGAACGCGCUGGCCGAAGUGAAGCUGCCGCUGCCAAUUACCUCAGAAAUACCACCACCAUGUUACCGGGUAGUGUGAGGGUUAGUAAGAACACUUAUUUUAGGGUUAAUAAGUUGUUAAGUGUAGAAGUGUUGUAGAAAGACUGACGAGGCUCGGUUGGGCGGUCAUAUUUAUAUGAGAGCGCGACCGCGCCCCGCCCACUGUGUCACGUGGGUGAGUUGUGCAGAGUCAGUUUCCAUUUAUUGGCCAAUCAGCUUACGCUAUUUUACAAAGUUAGGGAAUAGGUAAUAUUUAUUGUGGGACAUUGAUUCUUAAUAAUAAACAUUGAUUGAUUUAUAACUAUGCACGAAAUAUAGAAAUAAAAACAUAAACACACAAUGAUUAAAAGACAUAGAAAGUUACACAACAAUAAAACACAAAAUUAGAGGAUCACAAAACGUACAAUAAAAAACAUCUUAAAAGCUAUAUGCGACAACCAUAAAAACAUGGAGGUGAUAUAUUAUUGGCCGGUACAGUACCUAGUCUGAUAAGUGUAUAAUUAUAUUGUGGGCUUGUGAUAUUUUAAAAUAUUGCUACGUAAUUAUUUUAUGUUCUGUUCUUUUAUGCAUUUCAUUUUUUUUACUUCUACGCAAAGUAUUUUUUUUUUGUAUUUUCGGGAUAUUCUUGAACAGUCAGCAGCUAAAGUUGCUAAGCGGGCGAGGUGUUCAAAAUUAUCUUAACACGCUUUUAUUCUCUUAACAAUAAAGUCGCGUCAAGAUCAUUUUGAACAUCUCGCCCGCUUAGCAACUUCUGCUUCUGACUCUACUUUGUUAAGUUAAAUUUAAAUAACGGAAGAUAUCUUACUUUUUGUUUUUGUAAUAUUUUAAAAUAUCACCCAUUUAAGUUAAAAUGCCAUGUUAUGUUUCAUUUAUUGUAAGAUCAUUUGGACUUAAGUCAUAUCAAUGAUGUAUUUAAGAAAGAAGAUAUAUUUGAAUAUUUUGUUUUGAAUAGCAAGGUUAGAAAAAUUAUUAAAAACCAGUAUCAUUGCUUAGAAUUUUAAGUAAAAAAUUUGUUCUACAAUUUCAGUUUUUAAAGCGAUUCAGAUCCUUAAGUAUCCCCAUCUUUUUUAAAGUUUUUAUAUACAUAAUUCCCAAAAACUAAACUAUUUCCAAUAUAAUUAGGUACUUUACGACCGAAAUAAUGGUUUGUUUAACUUCUUAAAUAUUACCAAUCUACAGAAAACUUUUUUAAUAUAACUGGACUUUUGAGUAUAAAAUUGGUCCAAAAGCAGGACGCGUAAAUUAAGCUUUCAUAUCACAUUCGAAAUAUUUUUUACAGUACAUAUGGUGCUACUUUACCGCACUAGUGCGAUUAUUAGCACGUAACGUAACUAUGUCGAAAACUUAAAGGGCCAUAUGUGCUGUAUAACGUUGUACGAUACAUGUGCGAACAGGUAAUUCGCACUUGUAUCGUAAUGUACUAUUGCGACCAUUUUCUCUGUAUUUACAUUAUCUAAUGGUGCCCUACACCGCAGUUACAAAACAUUGUGUGACAGGGACAACAUAAUAUAACACUAUUCAAUACUUAAAUGUUAAUAUAUUUUCCCUUUUUAUUGUGGGACUUACCACAUUAUUACAUCUGUAUACACAAUUUAUAAACUAUCAUAUAAUGUUAUAUAACGUUAUAUAACCGCCGAUGUGUGAGCAUUUUAACCACCCGCUGAGCUGCUAUUGACUGUAUAACUAUGACAGAAAAUGGAAUCCUAUCGCUAGCAAAAGUGACAGCGGCACUGUCGCGCGUCAAAUUUUUUUUUUUAUACUACGUCGGUGGCAAACUUACGGCCCUCCUGAUGUUAAUAAGCAGCCUCCGUAGCCUAUGUACGCCUGCAACUCCAGAGGAGUUACAUGCGCGUUGCCGACCCUAACACUCCUCUCCCUCGAGCUCUGGCAACCUUACUCACCGGCAGGAACACAACACUAUUAGUAGGGUCUAGUGUUAUUUGGCUGCGGUUUUCUGUAAGGUGGAGGUACUUCCCCAGUUGGGCUCUGCUCUAGAUCUGGAAUGACAUCCGCUGUCCUGUGCCCUACCACACAAAGCGAGAUGUCAUUCGCAGUGCCCAUACCUCUCUUUUGGACAUAGUUUAAGGACAUACCCGGGUCCGGACGUAGUUUAUGGACAUACUCGGGUCCAUUAUCCUACUUUCAAAUGAAUACAGUAAAUGGUUAUCAUUAUCACGCGCGACUUGAGUCGCGGCAGUACUUUUACUAUGCUGACAGAAAAAGAUAUCAAGUGAUCUAAGCUGUAUUAAUAUACAUAUAUAUAUAUAAUUAUCACAUUACCCAAUUUUCCUGGAUUGGGGAAAUCAAAUUUGCCAAUUUAGUAUGUGUGAUAUGUAGUCUGUCGAAGUUAACUCUGCAUAGCAUUUUCAAUGACAAAGUGUGGCAAUGUCAUCGUUAAUGUCAAAAUUCUAUGAAAAUAUGGCGGUUGUAAUGACACUCCCUCACUUUGUUUUGUUUAAAUCGGUGCAGUCUAUCUUGGCAUAUCUGUUAGCAUAUUGUGGCUCAUUCUAUGUUUAAUUAUAGGCCUUACUAUUACUCGUAAAUAUUUCGUUUUUUUCAUGUGAAUUUACUGUUUUAUUUGGUUUUUUAUUUAUUUUACAGAUGUGUAAUAAAAAAAUGAAAAUGGAAACGAACGUUCGUUUCGUUUUCGUUAUUGUUUUUUUUUCAUGUAAUCUCUUAGUAUUUUUUUUUUUUCAAUAUUUGCUUCAUAUCUCCUUGAAAAUUAUAAGAAAAUGUUGAUUUUUAGUUUGACAAUUUAAAAGGGCCACAAUAUUCAAAAAUUUCAAAACAAGAUUCGAAAAAAAUGCCGUAGGGCUAUAUUUUUGUUUUUUUCUACUUCAUGUAAAUAUUUAUAUUUGUACUACAUGUAUCACAUUCGUGUCAUUUGUACUCUAGGAUAAGUGCUUAAGAAAUAUAAGGAUUCAUUUUUAUACAA